This is a messenger RNA of Chenopodium quinoa (quinoa), 4248 nucleotides long. RefSeq names its product pentatricopeptide repeat-containing protein At4g21880, mitochondrial-like. The transcript has 16 exons. The coding region runs from base 1075 to 3642 and encodes 855 amino acids. Lineage: Eukaryota; Viridiplantae; Streptophyta; Magnoliopsida; Caryophyllales; Amaranthaceae. Gene Ontology annotation, molecular function: protein binding. The record is from RefSeq and is a predicted model, not a curated record.
UAGUGGAAUGAGCUGUGUUUAGAGGACUGAUGGUCGAUUCUUUUUGUAGCAUUUCAGGGUUUUUAUUUUUUAUUUUUAUAAUUAUUAUUUUAUGAGGAAGACAAUAUAUAUCCCUCCAUUUUUUCUUAACAAUUAUAUCUAUUUAAAUGUUCUUAAUUAUAAUUUUGCAUGAGCAAACUUCUUAAAUUACGGUUGUAAUAGAGAAUUAUGACAAUUGCAUUUAAUUAACUAUAUUAUCUUAUGUUUAUAACCUUCAAAAAUUUUGAACCUGGGCCAUAAGCAAAUAUUUCUUGAGGAAGAGUUGGUUACUGAUCAAUGUUUUUUUUUUUUUUUUUUUUUUUUUUUUUUUUUUUUUAUACAAUUUUUUUUGGAUUUUGUUGGUUGUAAAACUUUAACUAUGGAGUAUUUAAUAACUAUUUGUGUCAUCGAUGCAUUUGAGCACUGGUUUUUCCCAAGAUGUUUUUCAAAUUAUGUGAUGUCUACUUGUCCCCCUAGUUUAAAAUUUCUGACUCCGCCCCUGAUUUCAGCGUGUCUUAAAUUACCACCACUAUCAAAGAAGGUGAUGAAAGGUUGGAAAUGCCCUUCAUUAAAACCAAUAAAUCGUAAUUAUACCUCAUAUUGAUGCUUAUGUUUUAUUGUGUCAUAAACAAUCCAUUUAUUUUACCGAAUCCCUAUUGUACAUUUUAUGUCACAUUGUAUAUUUUAUGCCACACAAUUAUUAUUCACCACAUAGAAUAGAACAGAAAAGGUGUAUAUAACUUGAUCAUCCAUCAUUUCUUUUUCAAGUUUUGUUGUCUUAAAAGAUGGUUUCCUAAGCCCAUCCAAUACCAAACCUUUUACCCAAAUUAACCAAGCCUUGCCCAAAUGCCCAAUACCAUCGUCUUCAAUAGUUCAAUCUCAAACUAUCCCAAAAUAAACAUAACAAUAACAAAACCACAAAAAAAUAAUUUAAAAAAUAAAAACCUCCUUAAAACCCCCUUUCAAAAUAAAUAAAAACGGCCACCAUUUUAGUGUGCCUGAAACCAACAACAGCACCAGUCCACCACCACCAAAGAAGGUGGUGAAAGGUCGGAAAUGCCCCGCAUCAAAGUAAAGAAUCUCAGCUCCCUCUUUCGCUCCGUCGCUAAAGUCGAGUCUUCUCCCUCCUCCGCCGCUGUCACCGUCGGGAACGCCGUCGUUUCUUCCUCCAAGAAGAAAUUACGCUCUUCUCCUCCUACUCUUACUCCUCCUUCUUCUUCUUCGGGGGCAAAAUCGUCUUUGAGCAAGCAGCCUCGCCUCCAGAAUAUUCCGGCCACCGUCGUCGAAGAUACUGGGGAUUCAGCUAAGGAAGUAACGCAGGACAUUUCUUCUAUAUUGUGUGGUAUCGAUGAUUGGGAGUUUGAUGAUCCAUCUGAUUCUGAAGCGGCUAAUGAUGACACAUCAUUGGAGGAUGAUUCUGAUGUGCGUUGGUUUUCCGAAUUGUUUAAUAGCAGCACGCCACUACGUCGUAAAGAGUUAUCUCGUGAUCGAAAGAAUAAAUGGGUCUUUAAGAACACUCAAAAACUGCGUUUUGAUAAGUUGGUUAGUAUGUGCUUGGAUAAAGUGGGAUCAGGUUCAACUUUUCACGUGUUAUAUAAAUUAGGCCGAGGGACAGGUUUGAAAGAGUAUAAUGCUUUCAUUAAAGGUUGCAUAGAGACAGCUAGAAGUCUCAAAGAUGAGAAACUCCAGAUAGAACAGAUUUUGGAGGCAUACCGGCUGCUUCAAUUAAUGAAGGAACGGGGUUUUCCGAUAGAAGAGGAUGCAUUUGGCCCAUUCUUAAUGUUUCUGAUUGACAUGCAUAUGGAUGACCAAUUUUUAAUUCUUCUUGAGAUCAUCAAAGAUGAAGAUCCUAGUUUACAUCCACGAUUAGGCUACUAUGAGAUGCUUUUUUGGAUUGAGAUGAAUAAUGAAGAAAAGAUUCUUGAGUUUUGCCAGCAAAUUGCUUCUGGUGAGAGUGAAAUGGGGUCUGAAUUGCAUGAAAAUUAUUUGUUGGCACUGUGUGAAAGAGAUAAGAAGGAGGAGCUUCUUCACUUGCUAGAUGUCAUAGACAUAACCAGAGUUUCAUCAUUGGAUAAUGUAGCUUGUAUUUUCAGAUCUCUGGGGCGAUUAUCAUUGGAAGCUUUUGCGGAAUUGUUUGUCUUGGUAUUGAAAGAUUGUGGUCAUAAGGCCCAAAGUAUUUCAAAUUUGAUCUUCUCCUAUGCGUCUAGCUUAAAAAAUACAGCGGUUGAGGAUAUUAUUCAGAUAUUCAAAGAGAUGCAUGGAAAAAUGGAUCUUGCACUUUUGCCUGGAUCAUAUGAAAAUCUCAUUAAAUAUUGUCUUGACUCCACUAAGGUCCAUUUGGCUUUGGAUUUAGUUGAUGAGAUGUGUGAAGCAGGUUUAUCUUUAUCCACGGGAGCACUCAAUGCCAUAUGUCAUGCUUGUGAGGAGAGCUGUGAAUUUAUAUUGGUUCGUCGGAUCUAUUCAAUGCUCAGUAGUCAUGAGAUGAAGCCAAAUAAUGAGACAAUCAGAAGCAUUAUCAACAUGAAUGUUAGAAUGAAAGAUUUUGAUAAUGCAUAUGCCGUGUUGAAGGAUUUGGAAACGAUUAAGAUAGUUCCUUCAGCAAGUAUGUACAAUGCUAUAUUGGCUGGUUAUUACAGAGAGAAAAACAUGGAUGGUGUGCUGAAAGUCCUCAAAGAAAUGAAAAAUGCAGAUGUCAAACCAGAUUCUCAGACUUUUGGCUAUCUGAUAAGCAACUGCUCAAGUGAAGAAGAUAUUAUGAAGUAUUAUGAACAGCUAAAGGGCACUGGUGUUCAAGCUACAAAGCAUAUUUUUAUGGCACUAAUAAAUGCAUAUGCUGCAUCUGGUCAAUAUCAGAAGGCCAAGGAGGUUAUUUUAGACAAAGGAAUACCUGUAAAGUACUUAAAUGAAAUCAAAAGUUCUCUUAUCUCGGCCCUCGCAUUACGUGGCCAAAUAUCUGAUGCCCUAGAUAUUUACAAGGAAAUGAAACAAAAUGGUUGUUCUUUGGAGCCAAAGGCUGUUAUAGCCCUCAUUGAACGCCAGCAUUCUAAAGGAAAGUUGGAUUUAUUGCUACAGCUACUUGAGGAAUUGAAUGAUCCAUACUAUUGGACUGAUGGUUGCUGCAGAGUUAUUUUAUACUGUAUUAGGAACAAGGCUUUAAGGCCCGCUGUUGAUUUGCUAAAGAAACUCUCAAAUGAUUUCCGGGAUGAUGAUAUUGCUAGAGAAGUUAUAUUCGAUGAGGUAUUUUCACAAAUUGCUGACAUGGAAAGUCCCAAUUUGAAGAUUGGCCUAGGCUUGCUUAAAGCUAUCAAGGAAGAUCUGAAAUUGCGCCCUUCACGGAAAUGUCUGGAUUUUCUCCUUAGUGCUUGUGUCAAGGGAAAGGAUUUACUGAAAGCUCAUUUGGUUUGGAAGGAGUAUGAGAUAACUGGCCUACCUUACAACAUUUUAAGUUACUUAAGGAUGUAUCAGGCAUAUCUAGCUGCAGGAGAUAUGGAAGCAGCCACCGCAUUUCUGAGUAAUAUACCAAAAGAUGAUCCCCAUGUUCGGUCUGUGCUCCAUGCAUGCCGUAUAACUUAUGGAAAGCCCAAAGAGGAGAAGAAAAAGAAGAAAAAGAAAAAGAAAACAUAGAGGAAGAAUAGAGAGAUGAAUUGGAUCAUAAAAAAAUUUCCAAUUGAAAUAAUACAGCAUGAGGUCAAGCUCUGUUUGCUUGUUAAUAUCUCAUUUCAAGUUACCAAAAUUUCAGUGAUUGGUCAAGAUAACACGAGGCCGUUUAUUGUCCUGUUUGCUCUUACAGAGGUUCCAUGGCUUGAUUUGAUUGAGAAGAGCUCUGUUCCAGAUUUUGAGUUAGCUCCAGCUUGAGGCUGCCUCAAUUGUGUGGAGAACUAAUACUAUUAUUCAUCAUCCAAAUGGUGUCACACUUGCACACAUAAAAUGAUACAUACUAAGCCUUACAGUAAUUUUGUAGGUUGGGACUAUUUUCUGUUGAAGCCCCAAAAAUGUGAACUUGGCUUCUGUCCAAGUAUCCUGAAGAAGGUACACAUAGGAUAAUUGAAGUGUUUUCGAUUUGUGCAAAUUCAUUAUUUGGGGUAUCAUCAUGAACAUAUGAUGAAAUACAGAAAUAGCCAAAUAGGUCUUUAGUUGGUCACCAAGCUAACGUUCCUGUCUUGUAACCUUGAAGCCAAUUUGGCAAGUGGAACAUCAUAUUGAGAUCAGUAAAAAUUAUCAUUUGUUACA